This is a messenger RNA of Arctia plantaginis, 318 nucleotides long. NCBI's taxonomy places the organism in Eukaryota, Metazoa, Arthropoda, Insecta, Lepidoptera, Erebidae. The record is from the annotation of a GenBank genome assembly.
AUGGCUAGUGGUGGUAUGACGUCGCGUGGUGUGGAGUGCUGUGGUGGUACUUACAAUGUAGCGCAAAGGGGGCACAUAGCCGAGAGCGUACGAGUGGUCGCCCGCCGCUCGGCCGCGCCGCCGCGCUACCGCCGCAUGGCGCCUCGCCGCCAGCACGCGCGACCAGCUGCCCGCGCGCGACACUUCGCGCCCGCACGCACUUCCACGUGCUCCGAGCCCGCCCGCGCAACCAGUCCACGUAUCCCCACGCCGAACAGUCCGACUGUUGACAAUUCACAACAUCGUCACUAUACUAACAUUCAUCCAGCAAGGCCAUGA